Cutaneotrichosporon oleaginosum is the source of this 4579-nucleotide messenger RNA. RefSeq lists its product as uncharacterized. Gene Ontology annotation, molecular function: RNA binding; protein binding. The record is from RefSeq and is a predicted model, not a curated record. Gene Ontology annotation, biological process: rRNA processing. NCBI's taxonomy places the organism in Eukaryota, Fungi, Basidiomycota, Tremellomycetes, Trichosporonales, Trichosporonaceae. Gene Ontology annotation, cellular component: small-subunit processome; nucleolus.
CUCCAACAACACUAUGGCACCACCAAAAACAAGCAAGAAGCGCGCGGCCGACAGUCCCGCAGGCAAGGCAAAGAAGGCGCGCACGGACGCGCCGGCGGGGCCGGCGCCGCGCGCCGCGCCCGCAUUCACGUCGGCGCUCAAGGCCGAAGAGGUCGACUUCCCGCGCGGCGGCGGGACAACACUCACACCGCUCGAGGUCAAGCAGGUGCGGGCGGAGGGUCGGGCAGAGGCAGACGCCGAGGGCAAGCCGAAGCCGCGCAAGAUCUCGGAGCGGCACGCGAAGCGGCUCAAGAAGGCGACGGGGUCGGGCGACGCUGCGCGCGCCGAGCGCGAUAAGGACACGAUCCGCGUCGAGGAGCUCAGCUACAAGCGCCUUGUGCCCGGCACACUCGUGCUUGGGAGGGUACACACUGUGCUUCCCCUGCACCUUGUCGUGAGCUUGCCGAACAACCUUCUCGCACAUGUUCCGAUCACCGAGGUGUCCAACACGCUUACCGCCGCACUCAACAAGGAGAUGAACGACGACGAGGAUGUGGAGAUGGAAGACGAGGAGGAGGAGGAAGGCGGCGCACCGGAGUUGCCAGAGCUCUUUGCGCCGGGGCAGUACGUCGCGGCCAAGGUGCUGAACGCGUUCCCGACGGCGAGUCAGGCUUUCGUCGCCCAGUACCCCGUGUCUGAAACGACCAAGCUCGCCGCCCGCAUCGAGCUCACCCUCAUCCCGGAAAAGAUCAACGGCGAGGUCGCCAAGGCCGACCUCACAGACGGCUUCCGCAUCACCGGCGAGGUGCUCAGCAAGGAGGACAAGGGAUACCGUGUUGGCCUGGGGCUCGGCGAGUCCGCCCCCGGCGUCGAGGGCUUCCUCCGCAACGAAGAGGUGGACGGAGAACUCAUCCCCGGCCAGCUCCUCCCCGCGAUCGUGAAGACGGCGACGGCAGGGGGCCGCGUGCUCCAGCUCAGCAUCGACCAGCAGACACUGAUCCACUCGUGCCUCACUGAGGUGUCGAACAUCGGCUCUCUGCUGCCAGGGACGCUCGUGAGCGCCCUCAUCACCGCUGUCGUGCCCUCGGGUCUCAACGUUAAGCUGUGUGGGUUCUACGAUGGCACGAUCGACCUCGCCCAUCUCGGGCUCGGCGAGGACGAGAUCGAGGCGCGCUUCAAGAUCGGCAAGAAGCUCAAGGCGCGUGUGCUCUACGACUUUGUGGCUGCCGGCGAGCGUCGCUUUGCCCUCUCCGUCCUCCCGCACAUCUUUAACCUCUCCUCCCCGCUUACUGGAUCCAAGGAGCCGCUCGAGGAGGCGGUUCCUAUCGGCAAGACGCUGGCGAGCGUCAAGAUUACCCGGGUCAUUCCCGACUGGGGCGUGGUCGCGCGCACCGACGACGGUGUCGAGGGCUUCUGCCAUAUUUCGCACCUCACCGACGAGCGUCUCGCAACGUUGUCACACAGCACCGUCCAGUUCAAGUCGGGGACAUACCACCGCGCGCGCGUGAUCGGGCACUCGCCGCUUGACGGCGUGCUGCUGCUCUCGUUCGAGCCGCGCGUCCUGAACCAGGUGUUCAUGGCCGUUGGCGAGCUCGAGGUCGGCCAGGUCCUCAAGGGCACCGUCAAGCGGCUCUCUGACAAGGGCCUGUUCGUCAACGUCCAGGGAAGUGUGGACGGUGUCGUUUGGCCCCUCCACUACGCCGACAUCCGCCUCAAGCACCCCGAGAAGCGCUUCAAGCCCGGCUCGAACGUCAAGGCUCGCGUGUGGGCGCUUGAGCCGGCGCGCAACCGUGUUGUUCUCACUCUCAAGAAGAGCCUUGUCGACUCCGACCUCCCAGUCCCGAAGGCGUUUGACGACGUCAAGGAGGGCGAGAUCACGCCUGCUGUUGUCUCCAAGCUUCUCGACAAGGGCUGCCUCGUUGACCUGUUUGGCGGCCUGCGCGCCUUUGUGCCCCAGUCUGAGGCUGCACAGGGUUUUGUCGCCAACCUCGCUGACAUCUUCUACGUCGGCAAGCCAGUCACUGUGCGUAUCACCGACGUGGACACGGAGGCAAGCAAGCUCGUUGCCUCCGUGCGCCAGGCGCUCCCCACCGCUGUCGCGGCCGAGAAGCUCGAAGUCGGCGCGGCUGUCAAGGGUAUCGUCGCCCAGAUCCACGCCGAGCAGGUCGUCGUCACGCUCGUGCCUUCGCAGCUCACCGCACUGCUCUCGCUUGCCAACCUCUCCAACCACCGCGGCAUGGGCGUCGACGAGCUCCGCAAGUCCCUCAAGACUGGCGAGAAGCUCGACGACCUUGUCGUCGUCUCGAAGAACGAGAAGUCGGGCCUCCUCAUUGUCGCGAACAAGCGCCGCGAGAAGGAGAAGAUCCCCUCCGGCGUCUCUGCCGCUGCGCGCUCCUUCGACGACCUGCAGGUUGGCGACGUCGUCCCCGGCCGCGUGGUUGGCAAGACGACCGCGGGCGCCAUGCUCCGUAUCGGCAAGCACAUCCGUGGACGCGUGCACCCCUGCGACGAGGCGGACGACCUCUCGAACGCGGCGGGCACCGGUGCGCUCCGCGUCGACGACAAUGUGCUCUGUGCUAUCCUUGCCGUCGACAGUGCCGCCCGCACCGUUGACCUUUCGACGCGCAAGUCUCGCGUCAACCCCGAUGCCAAGGUCAAGGUCGCGGACCCCGAAAUCACGUCCUUCUCCCAGCUCAAGGAGGGGCAGGCUGUGCGCGGCCUCGUGCGCUCCAUCACGCCGGCGGGCCUCUUCGUCUCGCUCGGCCGCAACAUCACCGCCCGCGUCAUGAUCAAGGAGCUCUUCGACGACUUCGUCAAGGACUGGAAGCCUCGCUUCGCGGUCAACCAGUUGGUGGCGGGCAAGAUCUUGUCCGUGUCCGACGACCGCGCUGAGAUGACGCUGCGCACGAAGCCCCGCGAGAAGGCGCAGGCCGGCAAGGGCAAGCUCCGCAUCGGCGACUUCGCCGAGGGCCAGAAGGUCACCGCCGCAGUCACGACCGUUGAGACCUACGGCUUGUUCCUGCGCAUCGAUGGCUCGGACGUCUCCGGGCUGUGCCACCGCUCUGAGAUCGCCGACAACAAGAAGACUGAUGUCGCGGCCGCGCUCAAGGGCUUCCGUGUGGGCGAUGCCGUGCGCGCCGUCAUUAUUGCGCUGGACAAGGAGAAGGGACGCGUUAACUUCUCCAUCAAGGCGAGCCACUUCGCCGACGAGUUCGAGGGUGCGAAGGCCGCCGACGAUGACAUGGAUGAGGACGAGGAGGAAGGCGAGGACGAGGAUGAGGAGGACGAGGGGAUGGACGAGGACGCUGAAGAGGGCUCAGAAGAAGACGAGGAGGAGGAGGGCUUCGACGACGAGGAGGCUGACUCCGAUGCGGACCUCGGCCUCAUGGGCAGCGAUGACGAGGACGUCGUGCGGCUCGAGGACGAGUCUGACGAUGACGAGGAAGACGAGGAGGAGAUUGACACAGCACCUGCUGGCUCCUCCAAGGCUCAGAAGAAGGUCUCGACGGCUGGCCCCAUCGCCGUCGGUGGCUUCGACUGGGCUGGCAACGCGGCCGAGUCCGACUCUGACUCCGAGGACGAGUCGUCUUCAGAUGCGGAGGAGACCGUCGCGCCCAAGAAGAAGGGCAAGGGCAAGGUAGACUUGACUGCCGACGCGGCGUCGGCCCGGCCCCAGUCCGAGUCUGAGUUCGAGCGUGCCCUCCUUGCGUCGCCCAACUCGUCCUAUCUCUGGAUCCAGUACAUGUCGUUCUUGCUGUCGCUGCACGAGGUUGACCGUGCUCGCUCGCUCGGCCGGCGCGCGCUCGACCGUAUCGCUUUCCGCGAGGAGGAGGAGAAGCUCAACGUGUGGAUGGCGCUCGUCAACCUCGAGCUCGGGUUCGGCACGGCCGAGUCGGCCGACAAGGUGUUCAAGGAGGCGGUCCAGUUUAACGACGGCCGUGCCGUGUACACGCGCUACAUCGACGCCUUGAUCGCUGCGGGCAAGGACGCGUCUCUCAUCGAGGCGACGUUCAACAAGAUGCUCAAGAAGUACUCUGCGUUCCCCGAGACAUGGGCGCGCUUCGCCGAGUUCCACUUCUCAUCCACCUCCCCGUCCGCCGAGAAGGCGCGUGCCCUCCUCCCGCGCGCCCUCCAGUCGCUCGACAAGAAGGAGCAUGUGGAAGUUACGAAGCGCUUUGCGCUGCUCGAGUACAAGCUUGGCUCGGCUGAGCGCGGCAAGACGCUCUUCGAGGGCAUCCUUGAGCGGCACCCCAAGCGGCUUGAUGUCUGGAAUGUCUACGUCGACGCCGCAGGGCGUGCGGGCGACAUGCCCACCGUCCGCGGCCUCGUUGACCGCGCGCUGUCCACCAAGAUGAACGCUAAGCGGGCAAAGUUCGUGUUCAAGAAGUGGCUUGCGCUCGAGUCGCGUGCGGGAGACAAGGCCGGGAUGGAGAAGGCCAAGGCGCGCGCACGGGAAUGGGUUGCGGAGAACGCAAAGGUCGAGUCCGAAGGCGAGAGCGAGAGCGAGAGCGAGGGAAGUGAGGGGAGUGAGGGUGAGAGCGACGAUGAGAGCGACGACGAGUAGCAUAUAGAUUCGGAUUGCAUGCAUGGUUCUCAGCAC